AUGGUUAGCUACAUUAAAGCCGAGUACGACUGUAUUUCCCAAUUGGCAGCGCAAUUGAAUGAAAAUUCCGUAAAUGGAAAUACGGAAAUUCUUGAAGAAAUUCAAAAAGCUCACGUGGAAGCUCUGUGCAAAAUGAAUUUGCUUAAGAAGCACCUUUGGCAUGCCUAUCUGCACAAACUAAUGGCUGCUUCAGCAUACCUAUGCCUAAUCAUCUAUGUUCUGCGUUUCUCAUCGGCCUAUCUUGCUGUAAUUGGUUCAUCCAUAGCUGUCUCCUAUCAGGUCUUUAUGGUGUGCUUCAUUGGACAAUUGAGUCUCAAUAGUGCUGAGAGUUUCACUGAAAAACUAUACCUGACAAAGUGGUACGAAAUGACACCUGAGGAAAAGAAGAAACUCCUCUUCGUGCUAAUGGUCAGUCAACAGAAUAUGGGCAUUGAAACGCUAGGAAUUGAAGCUGUUUCCAACAAUACCUUUGUUGGAAUUGUAAGAGCUGCUCUAUCUUAUGCAGCUUUUCUUUACACUGUUCUCAACUAG
Lutzomyia longipalpis is the source of this 531-nucleotide messenger RNA. RefSeq names its product odorant receptor coreceptor-like. Gene Ontology annotation, cellular component: plasma membrane. Lineage: Eukaryota; Metazoa; Arthropoda; Insecta; Diptera; Psychodidae. Gene Ontology annotation, biological process: sensory perception of smell; detection of chemical stimulus involved in sensory perception of smell. The transcript has 2 exons. Gene Ontology annotation, molecular function: odorant binding; olfactory receptor activity. The record is from RefSeq and is a predicted model, not a curated record. Bases 1 to 531 code for a protein of 176 amino acids.